Cryptomeria japonica (Japanese cedar) is the source of this 1167-nucleotide messenger RNA. Its product is annotated as UPF0496 protein At4g34320-like. Lineage: Eukaryota; Viridiplantae; Streptophyta; Pinopsida; Cupressales; Cupressaceae. Bases 1 to 1167 code for a protein of 388 amino acids. The record is from RefSeq and is a predicted model, not a curated record. The transcript has a single exon.
AUGGGAGGCAAUCAGAGCAAGGGGAGUUAUGGGAGGUUUCGGAGUUUGUUUGAUAACACGGAUUAUAAAGAGGCCUACAAAAAGGAUCCAGACGUCAAGAAUUUCCACGACAGCCUUGAAACUGAUAUGACGCCACUCAUCAACAGCUUUGAAAAUGCCAGGGUAGAGGACGGCUUGCCUCUGGAUUCUUUCAAGAUUCUCAUCUGCUACUUGGAUAUUUUAGACAAACGCCUCAAAAAUCUCACAUUAGCAAAUGAGAAAGACAUCCGGGAAAGUCCUAAGCUGAAGGCGUUGGUGGAUCAAUACAAUGAACUCCAUGAAGAGACAUCAAAAUUCUACAAUGGCAUCUCAAAUUGGGCGGAAAGGGUGAACCGCAACCAGCUUAAACUUAAGGUCGCGUUACAGCACAUAGAGCCUGCAAAUCCCCCUCCCGGCAAGAAGCAAUACACGAAAUGUAUGGAAAAGCUAAGGGAAUUUAAGGAGGCUCUGAAUCUCUUGGACAAGGACCUUUCCGACCUUUUGGAUUCUGUCUACUUGAAGCAUGAACAGAUUCGAGAGAAACUCGAGUUGGAAAGGAAGAAAUCGGCUGGAAAGCUCAAGUGCAUGAGGGCGUGGCGGAAGUUCUCCAAUAUUUUUUUUGCGGCGGCGUUUGUGACGGUGUUGGUUUCCUCUGUGGUAGUAGCCAUUAUGACCGCGCCACCAUUAGCGGCGGUCGUUGCCGCCGCGGUUCCCAUAGGCACCAUAGGCGAGUGGGUCAAAUAUCGGUUGGAAAAAAAGGAGAAGAAGAUCAAGGUAGAAAAUGAGGUUAAACAGACAAUGCAUAAUAGAAUCCAUGGCGGGCUUUGCGAGUUGAAACAAAUUAGCGCUCGCGUGAAGAGACUGGAGGACACCAUCCGUUCGAUUCUGGACAGCAUUGACUUCUAUUGCGAGGACGAGGAUCACCAGAAAGUUGCAGCGGAGCAUAUCAGGAAGAAACUGCCGACCGUUAAGAAACAGAUCGAUAAGCUGAAGGAUCCGUUGGAAAAUAUCAGGGAGAACCGGCAGAACGUUGAGGAUGCAGUGGAGACCAUUCAGCAAAAGAUGGAACAUCUUAUCAGAUAUGUGAAUUGCUCCGAUGACAGAAUACAGGAGAACUAUAGUCAAGUUGCUCUCAAAAACAUCGGGUAA